Molecule: messenger RNA, 1551 nt
Organism: Hyaloscypha bicolor E
Lineage: Eukaryota; Fungi; Ascomycota; Leotiomycetes; Helotiales; Hyaloscyphaceae
Product: MFS general substrate transporter
Exons: 2
Coding region: 1-1551 (516 amino acids)
Biological process (GO): transmembrane transport
Cellular component (GO): membrane
Molecular function (GO): transmembrane transporter activity
Source: RefSeq, a predicted model, not a curated record
AUGGAGAAACCACCAAUAGCUGCCAUCACGCACCUCGAAAGCGUGACAGCUGCAGAAGUUGCCAGAGAAGUCCAAGCAGUGGGUGAGAAUGAAGCCAAAGUGAUUCAGCAAACACUCGAUAGCUCGCGACAAGGCGGCUAUACCCCCAUCACCGCCGAGGAGAAAGCCCAACAUCGAAACCUAAAUCGCAAGCUCGACCUAUUCCUAGUCCCCUUUUGUGCUCUCAUCUAUCUCUUCAACGGUCUUGACCGUAGCAACCUCGGAAACGCUCAGACAGAUGGAUUUACCAACGACCUGGGCAUGCCCGCUUCAGCAAUCAACACGGCCACGUCUCUGUUCUUUGCUACUUAUGUCCCUUUGCAACCCUUUUCGGCAUCCAUAGGCAAGAAAGUUGGGCAAACUUACUGGCUGGGCAUAAUCGGCGUAGGAUGGGGCGUCCUCACACUGGGCCACGCUUUUAUCAAGACUGAGUCCCAACUCAUUGCGAUCCGGCUUCUAAUCGGAGUGUUUGAAUCUGGUUUCUACCCGACUGUUGUUACCUAUAUGUCCCGGUUUUAUCCCCGGUACGACCUUGCAUUCCGUAUUGCUCUAUUUUACGGCAGCUACGCCAUCGCUGGAGCUUUUGGUGGAAUCAUUGCGUAUGGAUGCUUUAAAAUCGAGGGCAGUCUGCACGGUUGGCAGUAUUUAUUUAUUAUUGAGGGAACUUGCUCUAUUGGUAUCGCUCUUGUGACGCCGUUCUGGUUGGCGAAAAGCCCAGGGACAGCAUGGUUUUUGACUGAAAAUGAACGAGCGUAUGCUGAGAACCGUAUGGUCAUUGACACCACGGCUAACUUGGAUUCGACCACAAAGCUCAAUCGACGCGACAUUAUUGAGGGCUGCAAGGACUGGAAACUUUGGUUUGUACUGCCAUUCAAUAUACUUACCAGUGUACCGCCGCAAGGGUUCACUAUAUUUUUUCCUCUUGUGGUUAAGGGUUUGGGUUACUCCGGGCCCACUACGAAUCUUAUGACCGUCCCUCCUUAUGUUAUCGGCGCCAUCUUCCUCCUCUGCUUCGCUUGGUCAUCAGACCACUUCCGCAACCGUCUCUACCACAUUCUCGUAGCCCUUAGUAUCGUCAUGAUAGGACUAAUCCUAACCAUCACCCUCCCACUCGAAAAUACUGGCGGUCGUUACGCAGGUUUAGUAAUCUUGCUCGCAGGCACAUUCAUCACGUCCCCUCUAACGGCAGCCUGGCUUGCAGGCAAUACUCCCGAACCCGGCAAGCGGACCGUCGUCAUCGGCAUCAACGGCUGGGGGAAUCUUGCGGGCAUCAUCGGCAGUGAGCUGUUCCUAGCGAAGUACAGUCCAGACUAUCGCUAUCCGCUUUCAGUCACGUUAGGUUUGGUUGCGGUCUCUUUGCUGGGAUAUACGGCGUAUCGCUUUGUGCUGCAGUUUGCGAAUAAGCGGAAGGCGAAGAAGGUCGCUGCGAUGACCCCGGAGGAGAUUGAGGAUGAGAAUUCGAAUGACGUUCGGUAUGCGGAUGCGAAGUAUACUUUUGUUUAUGGUCUGUAG